Messenger RNA from Eupeodes corollae, 1269 nucleotides. RefSeq lists its product as uncharacterized. The record is from RefSeq and is a predicted model, not a curated record. Bases 137 to 700 code for a protein of 187 amino acids. The transcript is spliced from 2 exons. NCBI's taxonomy places the organism in Eukaryota, Metazoa, Arthropoda, Insecta, Diptera, Syrphidae.
AAAUUGAAUUCAAUUCUAAUUACAAAACCGUCGCUAUUUGGAUUUUCAAUAAAGAUAACAAAUAUAUGGUGCUAAAACUCAAAAUAAACUUCUUUAGUAUAUAAAUUAACAUAAACUUAAUCAUAUUUCUAAAAAAAUGGAUUCAUUGGCCUUUGCAAUUAUUGCCAUCACUGAAGAAGCUACAUUAAAAAAGAAAAAACUAAAAGUUCAAAGAAAAAUUCUCAGAGAUGCUUGUAAUCCAUUUGAGUUAAACGACCAAAUAUUUCAAAGAAAUUUUCGUCUAAAUAAAGCAGCAUUCAAGUAUGUUUUGGAUCUGUUGAAACAGGAGUAUGACCCUGGGGUUUUCUCUUCUUCAAUAUCCCUGAUUUGUCGGCUCGCAGCUGUCCUAAGAUUCUUGGGAGAAGGUGGAUAUCAACUUGGUGUUGGAAAUGAUUACGAAGUUGGUAUGGCACAGUCCACUUUUUCCUCAAAUUUGACAAACGUUUUGAAGGCUCUCGAAAGACGUCUAUGUCAUUUGUGGAUUCAGCUUGAGAUGACCGAGACAGAAAAGCGACAAGCAAAUAGGGGAUUCUAUUCUAGGACAAGUUUUCUUUUGGCAGUUUUGUGUAGCCUUGCGCCAGAUCUGCUCUUUCGCUUAUUAGCUCAUAGAGCCUUUCAUAUUGCGCCUUGUUUGUCGUUUUUGCCCUUUAAAAUCAAAUAAUUAUUUAUAAACAAUAGAAUUUGUAAAAUUACUUACAUUUUUUCUUAAAAUAAACGUUUUCUUUCAGCGUCCGACACAAAUUAUUUAACGGGGAAAAAGUUGUUUUCAUUCCAUUCCAUUCGAAUUCAGUGAUACCAAUUUAUACGAACUUCGAAAAUCGUAAAUGAUUUUUUCACUCCGAAUCUGCUACGAUGGAAUUUGUGAUACUUCAAUCGGGAAACGUAGCAUAUUUUUGAUAACGAUGGAAUUUGUGAUAGGGCUGAAUAUUUAAAUUAAUUUUUAUUAAAAAAACCUUUUAAAGAUGAACUCAAUCGUUAGACGUUUGUCAACUUUGUUGCAAGCGCUUAAUAGUGAUUAACUAAACAUUUCAAGUAAAAGAAAGUGUAGUAAAAUGGAGGGUGAAGAUUUCAUCGUCCAAAAUAAUAAUAGCAAAAGCCAUGCAAAAUAUCAAUCUACAUGUGGAUAGUGUUGAAAUUGAUGAUAGUGAAUAUGUUAACCCAUCGAAAUUGCUCAUCCUAUUAUUGUUCUUAAACAAAACACAAAUUGAAGACUAUCUGCUUAAAAGCAUU